AUCUGCUGGGUUAGGCAGCAGAAUAAUCAAAAGACGGGUGGCUGUGCAAUACGCGCACGACGUCAAUUGCAAGCUUCACUUAUUUGCACCAAACUAAAAGGUUUAAAAGUGCUUGAAUUCAGGAGGGCAUUUUUUCCUCCCUCUGUAUCUUAGUAUGCAAGCACGCACGUUGCCAAUGGCUACAUUCUCAAAGUACGACCCUGUCCCGCCGUACGACGUAGACGACAUCGAGUCUACCGUGCCGUCAAUGUCAAACGACCGAUUGUCUUUCGAUACCACUAUUGCCAAUACCGAACGUCCGGAGCACCCGAAUGAAGGAAAUCAAAACAACAAUCGCAUUCGCAGCCCAUUCGAGGAGCAACAGCCACUGAAUGAUCGACCAAGCGACGGCAGAUCAAAUGUCUAUUGCAGCCAUUGCAACCGCCAUUACGGCCGAUUGACGGAGCGCGAAAGGUGCAACUAUGCGCUGCUCUUUGUCUUGAUGAGUCUGGUCUCAGUUUGCAUCUGCGUUUCAAUUAUUGUCUCCAUGGUGAAGAGGUCGAAUUAGACAGACACUUUCUCUGGGCUUUGGAAUCUCGAUGCAGCGCUUUCGCAGUUCUGUUUGUUGACUUGUGUAUACAAAUCGGUUUCUAGAAGAUUCCCACUUGCUAUCGGCUACUACUUGGUGCUUAAAUGUAAAUGAGACAAGACCAUACGAUGUAUUGGUUUAUGCAAUCAGUUGAUAUUGUUCGUUGGAAAAGUAGAGGGUUUAAGUCUCAACUAAAGCACAUUUCACCUCCUAUAUGUGGACUAAAUCGUCCCCUUUGCCUGGUUCGUAAAUGGUUAAUUCAGCGGGAGAAUCUUAUUGUGGCUCUCUGGCGCUUGCUCUCGCAAGGAGCAUUGCAAAUACAGGUUAAAGGCGCAUCGGGUUGCAGAGAAACGAUGUACAAAUCCC
Verruconis gallopava is the source of this 934-nucleotide messenger RNA. RefSeq lists its product as uncharacterized. Bases 155 to 547 code for a protein of 130 amino acids. The transcript has a single exon. The record is from RefSeq and is a predicted model, not a curated record. Lineage: Eukaryota; Fungi; Ascomycota; Dothideomycetes; Venturiales; Sympoventuriaceae.